ACCGCCGCCGAGCCGCGGGCCAGCGCCGCCGGACGGGGCGGGUGGUGCCGCGGUGCCCGGCGCGGUGCUGUGUCCGUCGCCAUCCGCUGCCGCUGCCCCCUUCGAGGUGCGCGGAGCUGCCCCGCCCCGCCCCGUCCCGUCCCGUCCUACGGCGGGGGCGAUGCUCCCCUCGCUGCGCUGCCCGCGGAUCCCUCCCAGCUGAUUCGUUUUAGACGGUUUGCCCGGCGCGAGAUCAUCCCCGGACAGCCCCGCAUCCCGGCGGCAGCACCGAGUCUCGGCGAUGCGCAUUUUGGGCAGGAGAUGCAUCAUGCUGCCUGCUGGAGCCCAGGGAGGAGCAUCAUCAAAAUGAAGGAUGCCAGAGGCUUAAUUGGUCUUUGAGGAUCAGCCCCCAGCUCGGUUUUGUCUUCAGCUCCUUUCCACUGUAGUCGUUCCCCUGGGUCUGAAGAAUUGGUAUGAAAAAAGAGUUUCCCAUCGCAGCUCCAAGACUGACCCUGCUGAGAGCCCCUGAGAUACUGAACUCUAUGAGCGGAGACCACUUGACAGCACUCAGCACCUUUCAGGAUCAGGCUCUAGGAAAUGGUCAGAGGAGCAAAAGGAGCAUCACCAUUUUGAAACCAAACCAAGGGUACUGGGCACUAAAUGAGAAUAUGGCCAAUGGCAUUGAAGAUCUUAUCGGGAUCCCAUUCCCGAACCACAGCAGCGAGGUCCUGUGUGGUUUGAACGAGCAGCGGCACGACGGGCUCCUCUGCGAUGUCAUCCUCAUCGUGCAGGACCAGGAGUACCGCACCCACCGCUCCGUCCUGGCUGCCUGCAGCAAGUACUUCAAAAAACUCUUCACUACCGGCACUUUAACAGACCAGCCCUAUGUUUACGAGAUUGACUUUGUCAAGCCUGAAGCACUUUCUGCCAUCCUCGAGUUCGCCUACACCUCAACCCUCACCAUCACCACCUCAAACGUCAAGCACAUCCUCAGCGCCGCCAAGAUGCUGGAGAUCCAGAGCAUCAUCAACGUCUGCCUUGAAAUCAUGGAGCCCGACAGGGAGGCCGAGGAGGAAGAUGACAAAGAGGACGACGAUGACGAUGAAGACGAAGAUGAAGACGAGGAGGAAGAGGAGGAGGAGGAAGUUGAAGAUUUUGUCAAUCAGGAGAACCUAGCUGAUGUACAAGAAGUAAGCUGCCACCAAAGCCCUUCUGAGUCCGAUCUCACCGAAGAAGCUUAUACAGAAGCACCUAAAGAUUUUCCAAAUCACUUCCCAGCCAGUAACUCCUCUGGACACUUGGGCGUGAUACGAGACUUCUCCAUAGAGUCCUUGCUGAGUGAAAACUUGUACCCUAAGGCAAACAUCCCAGAACGGAGGCCAGCUCUGUCCCCUUUCGCCCCCAGCUUCUUCCCCCACCUGUGGAACGGCGACUUUAACUCCUUCUCCCAGCUCGAGGAGCCACAGGUAGACAACGGCCCCUUGGAUCUGGUGAUCAAAAAGAGGAAGAUCAAGGAAGAGGAGGAGAAAGAAGACCUGCCUCCUCCUCCUUUCCCUAAUGACUUCUUCAAGGACAUGUUUGCCAACACUCCAGCAGCUCCCUUAGGGCAUAUUAAGGCAGAGACUGACUACAGCGCUUAUCUUAAUUUCUUAAGUGCUACCCAGUUUGGAGGAGUUUUUCCCCCAUGGCCCCUGGAGGAAGAGAGGAAAAUAAAACCCAAGGCAUCCCAGCAGUGUCCCAUCUGUAACAAAGUCAUCAUGGGAGCUGGCAAGCUGCCCAGGCACAUGAGGACCCACACGGGGGAGAAGCCCUAUAUGUGCAAUAUCUGUGAAGUUCGCUUUACCAGACAGGACAAGCUCAAAAUCCACAUGCGGAAGCACACGGGCGAGCGGCCGUACCUGUGCAUCCACUGCAACGCCAAGUUCGUGCACAACUACGACCUGAAGAACCACAUGCGCAUCCACACGGGCAUCCGGCCCUACCAGUGCGAGUUCUGCUACAAGAGCUUCACCCGCUCCGACCACCUGCACCGCCACAUCAAGCGCCAGAGCUGCCGCAUCGCGCGGCCCCGGCGCGGCCGCAAGCCGGCGGCGUGGCGGGCGGCCGGCCUGCUCUUCGCCCCCGGGGGCCCGCCCGUGGAGAGCAGCUUCGUGAUGCCGCCCACGCUGGAGGAGAUGAGCAGCCACCUCGGCAGCACGGCCAUGUGCCUUCCCGGCCCCAGCCCCAAACACUUCCUGAGCGGGGCCAAGACCCCCUUCAGCCUGCAGGAGCUGGAGAGCCAAAUUGAAGAAACCCAGAUGAAGCUCUUCAGGCGGGCCCAGAUGGACAUGGAGAGGAACGCGGGCAUCUUCGCCUUCGCCCUGGGCCACAAUGAAAACCUCGCUGCCCAACCCUUCUUCCCUCUCCCCGACCCUUGGAGCACAGGCUUCAGUGGCUUGGCGGGGCUUGGCCACGUGGCUCCCAUCUCAGAGGCCAGCAACUAAACCCGCCAUGCCCGGUCCCACCAUGCGUCUAAUCCCAUCCCAAGAAGGCAGCCCGCUCCCCUGGGCUCCCACCCGCCCUUCUCCAUCAUCAGGCUCCCGAGCUGCUCUUUGUCCUCUCACUGCCAUGGCCUGCCAUGGGGCGUGGGGCACGAGGCCGUCCCUGGGGCGAGCAGGGCAUGGGCAGGUGCUGUGCCCGAUGGCCACCGGCACUUUAGACUCUGCACUUGGCUUUGGGGCCGUCAGGCACUCUCUGUCCCAUCCUUCCGCUCAUGGCUCCAUCUGGGAAGGCCAGGCCAGGACUGCUGCUCUCUUCAACACCCCCAAAAAUGUCACUUGCCUUAGUCCAGGGCUCGGCCAUCACCACGAGAUGGCUUUUCUGUGGGAAAUGUUCCCCAUUUUCCCACACAAGGAGCUCACUGGACACUGACAAGCCGUCCAGACUUGAGUCUGUUAUGUUGCAUUCCUUGGCCCUUUUGGUCAAAAGGACUUUCCUGUUUUCUUUCAGGUUUUGUUUUCUUUUCUUCUUUAUUAAUUCCCAUGUCUGGCAACAAUAUUUAUUCUACAAGCGAUAAAGGGGAGGUCUAGCAGCCUUACUGAGAGAGGGAGGACACUGGCCACUGCCUUUCUCAGCAGUAUAUCAGAUUUACAGGGCUGGUGAAAGCCCUGACCUGCAGCAUGAGUUGGGACCUUAAAAACAUUAAAAAAAUUUUAAAAAAAUUAAAAAAAAAAAAAGGAGAUCGAACACCUAGCGCAAAGCUGGGUGGAAAAGGGGGAUUUUACUUAUUUUGGUUCUUUAGCUAUUUCAAAGUUUCAAAAGGAGAACCAAAGCCUAUUUUGAGUAUUUUAACUUCAGUUGCUUGAAAAGGUGAAGGAAGAGUUUUGGAAGAAUCAGUAAUAUUUCGAUACUGAGCUUUUAUUAAACCCUUGCUUUGAAAAAAUGAACCAGUGGGAAUUUUGAAAUGAAAAAGUCGUUUCAAACCAAAGAGUCAGAAUUCGCUGCCGCUGACCAUUCUGAAAUGUCUGGGUUCUGUCCUCAAUUCCCUCAAAUUCUUACAUGAUAGUGAUGAGAAAAAUUUACAAAACACUCGCGUGUCCCCAAAUCUGCAGUGUUGGUGGGAAAAAUUCGGGUGUGCAAAUGUCCCUGCUGCUUGUCUGAAGGGAUCUUUGUGGAAAAGAAGCUCACUACUGGUGUCUUGAUGGUGAUAUCGUCUAUUUGCCAGCAAGUAGAAAUGCUCUUUUUUCACUGUAGUUGUUUUGAAAGAGAAGGUGGUGACAUAUGACAGGGUUGAAGUCACCCACGGAGGCCAGCAGGUUUGGGGUGGCUCUCCAGCAUCCCUGCAGAUCUCAUCUCGGCCAGCCCAUCUGGUAAUUCUCUCGGGGCACAAAAAGUGGCCAGUUGGCUGGAAUCAUCCUGUCCACCUCCUUCAGCCCCAAAUCCAUGAGCUGCUCUGAAGGAUAAAGGCUUUUGGUGGCCUUCUGCCUCUGAUGGCUCCUCCUGGACGAGCCAUGGGGGGCAGGCAUGGUGGGAUCCCAGUUCCACCCCUGGCUGAGGUGGGUUGCAGUGGUUGUUUUACACAAAACCAACACUUGGAAAUGUAAAUGUUACAAAUUGGGGCUUUUUAUUUCUCUUUUUACUAUGACCUUUCAACGUCAGCAAAAUCAAAGGGAAGGCGAGGAGCGCGGGUUCAUGAGGUUUUUGGUUUUUCCAUCAGUGACGAGGUGGCUGGAUGAGAAUCUGCCCACCAGAGGCAAGGAAGGGGACACAGGGAAGUCAAGGGUUCCACAGCCCUCAGGAGGGUUGAGGGACUUCUGCUCUGAGACCACCCGUAGCAGAAUGGUCCCAAGGAACUGCCCAACACUCGGCUUCCUCCUCCCAAAAGAAAUCCUUAGAGACUCCACGUGCAACAAAAGUCAAUGGAGAGGAGAAAAAAGAAAGUAAGAAGAAAAAGAAAUCUUCUUAAAACUGCAUCAAACUUUUUCUUUUUAAUCCACAUCAACUUCUUAAACAAGCGACGUUUUGCAGAUGAUUGGUUCCUUCAGGUGUUUUUUUGUCUACGAUUUGGAGUCAUUGUAAAAUAUCCAAAGAUGCUGAGUACUGUAUGAUCUACAAGGACUUGAAGCAAGGUGUUUUUUCUGUCUCGGUUUGUUUGUUAGGUCGGUUGGGUUCUUUUUUUUUUUUUUUCCUAUAUGUCUAAGUGGGGAUAAACCUUUGCAAUUUUUCUAUUUAUAACUAUUUUUAUGUGAUUGCUUUAUGUACAAAACAAUGGAAAAAAAUCAAAACAAAAAAGUAGAGAGGAACACACACGUACACAAACAAGUUUGCCUUAGUUACUCACGGGACAAUCACCCUUAACUUUGAUUGAUGCUAAAAAGCGGAUGGAAAAAAAAGAGACCUGAUCAUUUUAUGUAUUUAUUAAACUGUAUUAAUUGAUGCUUUUAAAUUAUUAGCAGGACUUGAUUAUCUUGCCUGUGGCCAUGGUGAGAAGGCAAAGCCGCUGCGGUUGCUGAGCUGCCAGCACAGCCAUCCGUGUGGCCUCAGCUCUGUGGAUGUUUGCCUGACACCUUUUGGAAAGCCAGAAUAAUCACUUAUUAAUUAAAGAUUGGGCUGGUAUGGGCUCCAGCCCGAGGGGGUUGGCGUUGCAAUGCUGAUGACAAUUAUGGAGUUAAGGUUGAUUUUCCCGCGUUGGCGCUGGGUUGGGUAGGGCUGGAGGGAGCUGAGCGCUGGCAGUGAUCAUCUUUUGGGGUGUAGAGGGAUGUUUAGAGAAAACUCUUGUUUCUUCCUGUUUUGGUGUUGUGUGGUGAGUCCAGGCCACAGGUAUCCACAUGGGAGCCCAGCUGAGUGUGAAGGUGCCUUCCUGGGGAUCUGCUCCCGUUUCCCAAGCAGGGCGGGUGUAAUGAGCACCAAACCUCGGCCUGGAGGGACACGAGUUCUGUCCCUGCUCACUGUCUGGUGGCUUCUGGUUCAUCCCACCCUGGCUCCUAUGGCCUGGCUGCAGCAGGGGCAGCAGGGCAGGGGGGAUUCUGCCCCUGUGCCCGUGGGCUCAGGUGAGACCCCACCUGCAGAGCUGCCCCAGCCCUGGCUCCAACAGCACAAGGACCUGGAGCUGCUGCAGCCAGUGCAGAGGAGGGCACGGAGAUGCUGCCAGGGCUGGAGCCCCUCUGCUCUGGAGCCAGCCUGGCACAGCUGGGGCUGCUCACCUGCACAAGAGAAGGCUCCAGGGACACCUCAGAGCCCCUGCCAGGGCCUCAAGGCAUUUUAGAAAAAAGAUGGGGCAAACAGUUUAGCAGGGCCUAUGUGACAGAACAAGAGAUGUUUUAAACUGAAAGAAAGGAGAUUCGGUCUAGAUAGAAGAAAGAAAUUUUUUACAAUGAGGGUGGCAAAACACUGAAACAAGUUGCCCAAAGAGAUGGUGACUGCCCCUGGAUCCCUGGAAGUGUCCAAGGCCAGGUUGGACAGGGCUUGAAGCAACAUGGGAGAGUGGAAGGUGUCCCUGCCCAUGGCAGGAGGUGGGAUUAAUUGACCCUUAAAGGUCCCUUCCAGCUCAAAUCUUCUGAUGAUUCUAUGAUUAUAUGAACACAAAUGACACAAACAUUAGCCCUCUAAUUCAUGUGGUCACACAGAAAUUGCAGAAUUCCUUUGCUGUUUUUGAAUGAGGUGCCAAAGCCUGGAAGAUAAGCUUCAGCUAGGAACGGUGGGACUCAUCCCACAUUGUUCAGCCAUUGGAGGUGAAGUAAACAGGUACCCUGAGCCUAUUGAGACACCUACAUGUUGUCCUGCAGCCUGCAACAUGAUAAUUUCCAGCCUGCCUCUGAAGCCAUCCUGGCUCUGGAGGGAGGCAGGUUCUGAUGGAGGGUGAUUCACCCCACCUACACUGGACCUCCCAGGGGUGGGAUGAGUCACCUUUGAGCACCUCUCUGCUACCUACCAGCGUGCUGUGCUUUCCCAGAGCUCACUGAGAUAAGGUUAACCACGGGGAGGGAUGUUCCCACCAGCACCACUCCCUUCUCUCUGCUCAGCUCAUGGGACAGACCCUGGAAAAACCUUUCCCAAGAGGAUGAGGUGCUGGUACAGCCCAGGGACCCAGGUCAGGCAUCUUGAUUUAACUGGGAACACUAUGGGAAGUAAAGGUCUGUAUCAAACCUCCCAAGCCUGGGCACCAGGGAUUCAGGCUCAUGGGUCGUACACCCUGCUGCAAUCCCAGUAAAACUUCCCAAGUUCUUACAGCCACAGGUCAUUUUCCUCCCUUUACACUUCACAGAAGGACUCCACAGCGUCAGGUGCUUGGGUGUGGUCCAGAUCUGCAGGCAGAGUCCAGAAAUGUGACUUGGGAACAAAGUAAUACAAUCCCUCUCCCAGGGCAGGUGAUUGAUUGUUGAGCAGCUCCUCUGUGCUUGGAGCCUACAGGAGACCAUGGCAGGGUCAGCCAUAAACUGUGUGGUUUCAAGCACAAAAAAAUCCCCAUAUGAAAAUUGUGUGAAUUACUUUUUAGCUAUUUAAAUACACCUGUAACUUCUUUUUUUUUCAGCUCUUGUGGCUUUUAACCCCAUUUUCUGCUCAUGUUCUGGUUUGCUUAUGAUGCCAGAACAACAACAACAACAACAAAAUAAAAAAAAAGAUAGAUUUGUAAGGGGAGGGUGAAAAAAAAAAAUCUAAAAAUCGCUCGGAGGAGCUGUGCAUUAAUCAGACACAUGGGAAUCACGGGAAAAAAACAGCUUCAGUAAAUGCUUGUUAGCAACAACAUAUGGCUACCUGCUUGCUCCUGAACAGCUGCUGUUAUCUGCUGGAGCAUCCAGGCUGUGCAGGGGGAACGGCACCGGGGUGAUGCUGUGCACGCAGCGUUUGCUUGGACCAGGUGUUGCUGCCAAAGGAGCAUCUCCUGGCACGAGUGGCAGGGAGCUGGAGGGGCAAACCCUUUCCCUGGGCUUGAAACCCUUUUGCUAAGCAGUGCAAGAGCCUCUUCCUGCAGUUGUGCAGAAGGAAAUUACAUAGAGAAAAAAAUAUUUGUGUUUUAAGAAGGGAAGAAAGAGCCUGCCGUUUGGGAAGUGAGAGGCUUUUCCAUUUGGCAGUCACCUGCAGGAAAAAAAUAAAGGGAAUAAUUUUGCAAAGUACAGCCUGAAAUGUUUUAGACUUGAAUGUGUCAGCAGGACUCCUGGCAGCACCAGUGAGGCUGCAAAUGCUGCCCAGUCUCUGCUCCACUUGUGCUCUGCCUGCAGCCCCCUGGGACCUGCUAGGUCCCCCAUCCUUUUCCAUCCAUUUUGGAGGGGAUUAGUGCUUUAUUUACAGUCUCGGUGCCCUGAAGCUGGAAUAUUGUGUGGUUGCAGAGGAAACUUUUAAGGUAAGAGAGUACAUGAAGCAAGACCCCAACCAUCUCAUUUUAAGAAAAUGAUGUGCUUGGCAGCAGAUCACCCGUGGCUGGGUUUUCAAGAUCUGCCAUUGCCUUUUGGUACCUCUGACUGUGUGCACCUGUUUUUCUUUCCAAGCCAAAAACAAAAAGGGAAGAACUGAGAAAAAUCCCUUCUUGUAGAAGAUACACCCUCUAUAGUCCGAGCCUGAGUGAACUCCUCCCCAUCCCACCUCCCAGCCCCACCUCUGGGAUCUCCAGCAGAGGGAGAGAAAAUACCUGUGGCUUGGAAAUACCUUUUUUCCCUUCGUGUUUUUCUCUGUUGAACCAAUGUUUUACAUGACUUGCACUAUUUGCUGUAGGGCAGGAUACUGUUUAGGUUUCUUUGUUCCAGUCUCUUGUUUGGUUGCGACUCCUCUUGGCCUGUACACGUACCUGCUGCACAUCUUACACCCCUGGAGAAAAUAAACUGUUACCUGAA
Haemorhous mexicanus (house finch) is the source of this 8285-nucleotide messenger RNA. It is a transcript of the gene ZBTB7C, whose product is annotated as zinc finger and BTB domain containing 7C. The record is from RefSeq and is a predicted model, not a curated record. Lineage: Eukaryota; Metazoa; Chordata; Aves; Passeriformes; Fringillidae. Gene Ontology annotation, biological process: regulation of transcription by RNA polymerase II. Bases 453 to 2462 code for a protein of 669 amino acids. The transcript is spliced from 7 exons. Gene Ontology annotation, molecular function: protein binding; DNA-binding transcription factor activity, RNA polymerase II-specific; RNA polymerase II cis-regulatory region sequence-specific DNA binding.